CUCCCGGCCCGGCGCGCAGUGCGGCUGCGCUGGCGUCUGGGGCUCAGAGGCCCAAGCGCCGCAGCUCUUUUGUUUCCCGGCCGGGGUCGGAGCCCGAGUUGGAGUCUUAGUCCGAGCCCGAGUUGGAGCCGGGGCCUCGGCCGGAGUCGGGUUUGGACUCGGAUUCGUAUCCGCAGCGCCGCGGCGAGCCCUCAGAAGGAGCGCUCUCCCGGCCUCGUCGGCCCGCGGGGCUGGGACCCGGCCCCGGCCUGCCCGAUGGGGCGCGCGGCCCCGGCGAUGCGCCCGCGCCCGGCCCCGCGCGCCCGGCCCCGCGCCCCCGGCCCGCGGGCCCCGGCCCGAGCCUCCGCCUGAGUCCCGCGCGCCCGGGCCCGCGCCCCCGGCCCGCGCGCGCCAUGGAGCCCGGCCGCGGCGGCAUCGAGACCGUGGGCAAGUUCGAGUUCUCCCGCAAGGACCUGAUCGGCCACGGCGCCUUCGCGGUGGUGUUCAAGGGCCGCCACCGGGAGAAGCAUGACCUAGAGGUCGCAGUCAAGUGCAUUAACAAGAAGAACCUAGCCAAGUCCCAGACGCUGUUGGGGAAGGAGAUUAAAAUCCUAAAGGAACUGAAACACGAAAACAUUGUGGCAUUAUAUGACUUCCAGGAAAUGGCCAACUCUGUCUACCUGGUCAUGGAGUACUGUAACGGCGGGACCUGGCUGACUACCUCACAGCUGAGCCCGCCUCUCCCCGCAGCCAUGCGGACGCUGAGCGAGGACACCAUCCGGCUGUUCCUGCAGCAGAUCGCCGGCGCCAUGCGCUGCUGCACAGCAAAGGCAUCAUCCACCGCGACCUGA
Molecule: messenger RNA, 830 nt
Organism: Oryctolagus cuniculus (rabbit)
Lineage: Eukaryota; Metazoa; Chordata; Mammalia; Lagomorpha; Leporidae
Source: RefSeq, a predicted model, not a curated record